This is a messenger RNA of Ostreococcus lucimarinus CCE9901, 4032 nucleotides long. RefSeq lists its product with no specific name. Gene Ontology annotation, cellular component: membrane. The record is from RefSeq and is a predicted model, not a curated record. NCBI's taxonomy places the organism in Eukaryota, Viridiplantae, Chlorophyta, Mamiellophyceae, Mamiellales, Bathycoccaceae. The coding region runs from base 1 to 4032 and encodes 1343 amino acids. The transcript has a single exon.
AUGGCCGACCGAACGUUCGAGUUUAUGCAUAAGAUACGCCUGCCGGACGGCGACGCGUUGAAGGCGCUGUACAAGAUGUCCAACGGGCUGCCCAAGGCGGGGAGCUGCUCGACGCCGGACAACGCGGUGUGCGCGAAGGCGACGCCGAACGUCGUCGUGAGCGAUGGCGUGGCGUUGUUUCGCGAGACUGAGACGGCUGUUCGCUUGGAGAAUCUCGGAACGGAAGAUGUCGUCGUGCACGGAUGGUCCACGGAUAGUUCGUGGUGGUACUUGAACGAUUUCGAGCCGGGGGAGAGGAUCGAGCCUGGGAAGAAGCGCGCGUACGACGCGCGGUUUAAUCCGCAGCAGGUUGGCCAAUUUCGCAACACAUUAUUGUUUAACACCAGUGCGGGACCGCUGGUUCAGCUCCUGACGUCGACGGUGUAUAGGAGCCCGUAUGAGUUUACGGCGUUGCAGGAAAGCGUACCCUUUGACGUGCCGGUCGAGUACGAUUUGGUCAUGUAUAAUCCGACUGCGGCAUCAGUCGCGAUCUUGAGCGCAUUCACGACGACGCCAGAAGUCACUCUCGAGCCUGCGUUGUUUGAGAUUAGCGAAGAGAGCGUGCGCUCACAAAAGGUGAUCAACGAAGCCGAUAGAGUUUCGCAGGUAGGGAAGUGGGAUUUACUUCCGGGCGAGCGCGCUCCGAUUUUACGCUUGCGCGUAUUAAUUCGCAAAGAUGAAUUCGCUGGAACGGAUGACAAGCGCACGAGUAUCAAAGGUACAGUGGUGCUCAAUAUCACCUCUGAAUCCGCGCUCAUGCGGAUUCCGUUCACGGUUACACCUCAGCGCGAUUUGAUUUACGUUGUUGAGAAACAUUUCGAGUUCAAAGAUUUGGCAAGCGCGAGGGACAAGAGCACCAAGUAUUUGCACAUAUUCAACGCUCGCAAAACCCCAAUUGAGAUUCGUUCGGUGUUCACCGAAGACAUGGAUAGAGAGCUAUCGAUCAAGUUUGGCAAAGGAACCAUCGUACCAUCGCUCACGACAAUGCGAGUCGCGCGUAUUACACGCACAGGAAGCGUCGAGGGCAACUUUCACGGCGUCAUUCGCGUGCACACGAACAUCUCGUCCGCGCUAUUACGCGUGCCUUAUUCGGCCCAAGUCGUGCACGGAUCACUGACGUAUGAUGCCGACCAGUUGAUAUUUCAAGCCCCUGUCGGACCUUUCGGCGAUGCAGUUCCGACUGACUCGCACAUCGUCAAGCGCAAGAUACAAAUAAAAAACACCUUUACUCAAGCGGUGAAGUUACGCUCAUGGAAACUUCCAGUGGAGGAUAUCAUCAGCACUGGCGCACAGAUCGUUCCACUGACACACAUCAACGAAGAAGUCGUUAGCGCAGGACAGUCAUUCACCGUCGAAAUAGAAUAUCGCCCGAAGAGCUUCCUGACGGCAAUGGCGACGACGUUGAGUCUGUUGCACAACAACACGUCAACGGGGACGAAGAUUCCAGUGAUUGUUUAUAGCGGUGAGCUCACGGUGUCGAGCACAGUUGAUUUUGGCGUGGUUGGUGUAGGCCUCAAACGCAAAAUGCGCGUCAAAUUUACCAACCACAACCCAGUGGUGGUCGAAGUGAACACGAUGAUCAUCAAAGGGACGCGCAGCGUUACCGGAUCGAUGUUUUCAUUGAACGCCGACGCAAGCUAUCGCGACGUUGACGUUGACGUUGACGAAGUAUUCGCAAUCGAUGAUUGCAUCGAACGUUCUGGAUCGACGUGUACUCAAGUAGUUCAGGGUAAGCUUGAGCCGGGAGCGACUUUAGAUUUACAGUUAACCGCGGCGCCGACGGAAUUGGAAAAAUUGGAGAAAGAAGGUGCCGAGCUGGCGCUCACCACGAGCCUUGGUGUUAAAACGGCGACGCGAUUACGUCUAGUGUCGACGGAUGGUAAAGUCUUUAGUGAGGACGGCGAAAUAGAAGUUACAGUUCCAGUCACUGAACUUAUUCAAAAGGAUCUCAUACCGAUCAGGCGUGAGGUCAUGGUGCAUAGCACGCACGGCAUUCCGGUUGCCGUUUCUGGAAACCUCGAGACGGAGUCAGACUUUUUAGAGUUUGAAAGUAUUGUGGACUCCACAGUGCACGCUGGCGAAUCGAGUUCGAUUGGUGUGAUAACGUUCGACACUACGCGUCAAAGGAACGAGUUGUCGCAUUUCGCAGAAACUGCGCGGCUGAAAUCGUGGUCCAAUCGCUUCAAGAAAUACAAGGGAGCCAUCGAAGAAGACUAUCUCGAGGAAUCAAUAUCGAAAGUAGACGUGCGUCGGUUAGAAAAGCUUCACCGUUCCAUGAAGCGACUCGAAGAAGAUGGAGCAUUGACUGCGUCCGGUCGAGUGAUAUUUUCUUCGGAAGCACAGAAUGGCCAUCAUACGGUUGAAGUGCGUGCGAAAAUCACGUUUCCCAGAUUUUUAGACGUCACGUCCGAAGACGUCAACGUUUUGGGUACGUCGGAGCACGUCGUUAUCGCGACAAAGGACGUGCCGACAGUAAUCAGCGUGAAAAAUCCGUCGACCACGCGCGUAUUGUGCUUGCGUGUUCUCCCAAUCCUCACGAACUCGGCUCCAUCUCGCCGAUGGAAUGGUCGGCAGACGCAGACGCUCGAGCAAUCGCUUUUCCAAACAAAUAUCAGAGCCGCGCGAGCGUACGCGAGCGUUUAUGAAAAUGGGCUCCGACAAACAUCGGUCGAUCCAGGUUUUGUUCCAAACUACAAGAUCGAUCGCGGUGGCGUAUGCUUGAGACCUGAGCAACAGAUAGACGUGCUGUCCACCGUGUUCGAUCCUCGUUCGCGUCAAACGACGUACAAGGCGGCCGUGUGCAUAAAAAAUGACGACACGCUCCUGGAAUGUAUCGAGCUCAUCGGGUACUCUGGUACAUCAGUAGUUGAGACGGAGACUCCGAUGAGUACAUCGAUUUAUGUUCGUGUUGUGUUGGCGUUAGCGUGCAUCGUGGUGGUCUAUGGGACAGCGUCGCGACGAGAAAUUGAUUCGCCCGCGGGCUCACCGCGCGACGCUGUCCAAGAUGAAAUGUUCCGACGAUCCGCGCAAGAGCCGUGCUCCGUGGAUGAUGAAGAUGCGGAGAAAGCAACCGUGGAUCGAAUUGGUGAGAUGAUUCAUGGAGAAAGUUCAAGUUCAGAAGCAGAGCGGGAACAAAUCGUCGAUGAACCUGAGCUCGAAGAGCCCGUGUCUGUCGCUGCGACGCAGCAAAGUGAUGAUUCUGCCUUGAUCAACCACGAAUUGACGGCAGUUGAGAAGCACAAACCGCCGGUCGAUCGCAUACUAGUGCAAGAGCCAAACCGACGUAAAGGAAAGAAGGAGAAUGAAACGACGCCUCGCAAGAAAGAGAAGGCAGAGACAGGCAGAGACAAGGCGAAGGGGUCCCGCUCUGAGACCGAUCAAAAGCAGAGACGAGCCCGUGAUAAAAAAUCGCAGCAAAGAGUCGAAGCUGAAAAGACGCAGAACGUUGUGACCAAGCCGCUUGGCCCCGUUCGGUUAGCACCACGCUCUGUUUUUCGUAAAAAAACACUAUCAGUCGCUUCGUCGGACAAGGCGACAUCGCACGCCGGCGAAAGGGGUUCGCCUCAGGCGCACUUUGAUAUGUACAACACGAUGUUUUCAGAAGCGAUCGGUGACGAUUCGUACGCACGUAGAUCAGAGCAAGGCACGCCACCUGGAUCUGUGCGCGAAUAUACGACGCCUCCGCAUUCGCGACCGAGCAGCGUUCGCAAUUACGACAUGUGGGCAGCACCCGCAUCCAGCCGCGGAAACGGCGACAUGUGGAGCGGUGACGCUCGAUCGACUACAGGUCUACAUUCUAGUAAUCUCUUCAGCUUCCCGAGCGAUGGAGACGGCGUGCGAGCAAGCACGUCACUUCGCGACUCCGAACCAUUUUCGCCGCAAAGCUCGACGAGGAGCGGAUGGCAAAGCAUGUUGUCCCAGUGGGAGGAGCGAGAGGAUCGCGAUGAGAAAAGCAAAAGUCGUUCGCGCGACGACAGCUUUUCGCACUCAUAG